AAUAGAUUUAAUAUUAUAUUACUGCACAAUUUUACUAAAUAUGGACAGCCUGUGCACAUAUGUAAAUACACAUACACAUGUCUAUUUUUUAGUGCUUGUUUAUUUCGAUUUUGAGUGGUUUGCAAAAAUUUACUGCCUAUAGAGAAGAGAAAUUUCUUUUCAGGAUAUGCUCUGAAAGCAAUGUAGCUCACUAGCCAUUGAUUCCUUGUUUAUGCCUGUUUUGUUAUAGCAACUAUUGUAGAAAUACCGUAAUGAUUUUAAUAACCGCCGAGCGUUUGAUUUUUAGGGAGCGUUUAUUUGAGAGUGAGUUUAAAAGAAGGGAUAAGGAGGGGGGAGGUGGGGCGUUUAUAAAAGUUGAUUUAUUAUAGGGGAAAAAGGCACACGCAUGUCUUCCAUUUAGCUGGACAAUAAUUUAACUAGUUUUUAUUUCAUUUUUUUUUUGUUUAUGCUCUAACAGUAGCUUUAGUAUGUGUGUGUGUGUUUUCAUUUUCUUGAAAAGAUAUACAUUAAAUGAAUAAUAAAACAAUUUGAGUUUGUUCUAUUUAUAUAAAAUUUUAACAUGCUAGUUUAAUUACAUCCAGUACGGGCAAUUAAUUUCGAUCAUAAGUAAAAAAUUAUAAUUUCUAUGUUAAAAAACCUUUUCUGUGUGCUAUUAUUUAAAUACCACAAAUAAAACAUUUGAUCCUUAAUUUCAAUACAAAUUCUUUUUUUAGUAGUUCAAUUUUUAAUUUUAUGGCAGUGUAUUGUAGUUUUUGUUUUACGAUUAUUGUUAUUAUUUCUAAAUGAAUAUUUCAGCUACUAUUACUAGUUUCUUGAACUAAGUACCUAUACCUUCUUGAUUUUACAGUAUCAGUAUUUAACAACAACAGUGCAUAUAAAUAAUAGCUCAUGGUAGAGUCAGCAUAAUUAGCGAGGCAAACAGUUACAGAGAUAUAAUUUGAUGAAAUGCUUAAUGGCACUCUAUGUAAAAAACACAUUUUUAGAAUUCGUAAACUUAUUUACUCCAUUGUGAAAGUAUAAAACUUUGGACAAAAUAAGUAUAGGAACGUGUGCUUCUGAUAUAUACUGUUACAAAGAUAUUAGUGUUUAAGCAUUUUUAAUCACCUCAUCAUUCUGUUGAUUUCAAAAUAGGUGAUUUGGUGUAGCUUUGCAAAAUUAGUCAAAUUUCAUCUAGAAUAGCCCCUAGGUCAGCAGGCAGGAGAUGAAGUCAGUUAUUUCCACCAGUUUCAAUGUACUUAGGCCUCAAACUGAAAUACGAUUCGCCAAUCAUAUUUUAUAUGUUGACACCAGUCUAAUACAUAGAUGUUGUAUCGUAACGACAAAACAAAAAUCUAACAAAUAAGGCAUACUUGAUACAUUCACUAUAUCCGUAACAGAUUUAGUGUAUUGUUAAGUAGGAUGAUGAGUUUAGGUUUUCUGUGCAAGUUUGGAUGAAGUUGGAACAGCCGUUGAUAUGUUUAGGCUUUUUACGUAAUGUAUAUUGCAUUUUUACAAUUAAAUAAUACACUGUUUAAAAAAGUUGUCAUUGUCUAUUCACUAAAUUCUUUUUUAUUUUUAAGUAAAAAGUUUAAUAAUAUAGGUACAAAAUCUUUGUUAGAAAGAAUAUAUACAGUAGAAAUGGAUCAUGUAGGAGAAUUAAGUGAUGCUUUACCAGCCCAAUCAAAUGAAAUUGUUCACAUCGAAGUCUGUCAAGAACCACAUAGCGUAGCUUGUUCAGCAGAAAUUGAAAAACAUGUGUUGGAGUUUCUUUCGUUUUUACCAAUUAAAUAUGGAGAGACUUACACCGAAUUCCAUGACAAUGAGUAUUUAACAACACACGUAGCCUAUAUAACAGUAUGUGAUACAGAAGAAUCUUCUGUAAUAAAUUACAGUAUUGACAAAGCAAAGUCCAAGUUGCACAUUCAUGUGUUUCAACUUCAUACUGAAGGCUCAGCUAGUGAAGAAUUAGAAGAUGAUGAAGAAAUUUCUGCGGCUAACCAUUGGGUGUUACCAUCUUCAGAAUUUCAAGGUAUUUGGGAGAAUUUAGUGUUUGAUUCUGAUGUUAAAAAACAGCUUCUUGAUUAUGCAGCUACCACAUUAUUAUUCUCUGACAGAGGAAUUGAUGCCAAUAUAAUAUCUUGGAAUAGAGUGGUUUUACUGCAUGGUCCACCAGGAACAGGAAAAACUUCAUUAUGCAAAGCUCUUGCACAAAAACUUACUAUGCGGUUAUCUGACAGAUUCCGAUAUGGUCAACUAAUAGAAAUCAAUAGUCAUAGUUUGUUUUCUAAAUGGUUUUCAGAAAGUGGCAAACUUGUAAUGAAAAUGUUUCAACGUAUACAAGAACUGAUUGAUGAUCCAAGUGCCCUGGUUUGUGUUCUAAUUGACGAGGUUGAAAGCCUAACAGCUGCCAGAACGGCCGCAAUGAAAGGAACAGAACCUUCAGAUGCUAUUCGUGUUGUGAAUGCAUUAUUAACUCAAAUCGAUCAGAUUAAAAGAUUCCCAAACGUGUUAAUAUUAACAACGUCAAACAUCACAGGAGCUAUAGAUCUGGCAUUUGUUGACAGAGCUGAUAUAAAGCAAUACAUCGGACCUCCGUCAGUCCAUGCUAUCUUCACUAUAUACCAUUCGUGUAUCAACGAGUUAAAAAAGAAACAAAUCAUUAGCAGGUCAAACCUGCCGGAUUUGAGGACUUUAAAAAUGAUGAGGUUUCAAGAAAACGAAGCUAAUUCGAUCAGUUUUCGUCUGUUAGAUAUAGCUAGAAAAAGUUAUGGUUUGAGCGGCAGAACGCUACGAAAGCUUCCGUUUUUGGCGUACGCACAGUAUUUGCAGGCUUUCACGUUGGUGACACAGGAACAGUUUAUAAAAGCACUAUCCGGUGCCGUGGACAAACAACUGGAAGAUCGAGAAAAGCUAUCGAGUGAAGUUGAUAAACAAUAUAAUGGAACUAAUCAACUCUCGGAGAAACUAAACAAUACGACCGACCAGCCUGCUUUAAUGAAUGGAGUUCAUUGAAAUUGUAUUUAAAUCCUCACAAAUUAUGUACCUUGUGUACAUAAUUUGUGAGGUAAGAUUGCUCCCCCGUCAGUAAAUAUCAGGAAAUUUAAGAAAAUUUUAGAAAGGUUGUGAAAAGGGUCAAAAUUUUAGUCACUUUUUUGUCAAGUCACUUUAUGUUGAAAAUUUUUAAUCUGUAACGAACAGUUAAAAAAGCCGAAACGUCAUAAGUCGUAAGUCGUGUGCAAUAUGUUUUAGAACACUGUAAAGACCUGUUUAUAGUUUUACUUACUUUGAAAUAUUUCAGAAUGGAAAAGGGGUAAUUAAUGUUUGUUCCCCCCCAUGAAAACGUUAACUUGGGUUCUCACACAUCGUCUAAUCUAUUAAUAACUUAACCAGGGUGGCCACACCUAAGAAUAUCCGAAGUAACAUAAAAAAUUGAGGCCUUCCUAAAAUAUCCUAAAUGACGUAAAAUUUGCACAAAUGCUUCCUAAAAACCAAAAAUUGUUUAUCCUGACAUGUAUUUUUCCUUCUUUUAAAAUAUUUUUAUAUUCGCAUAAAAAAAUCAACAAGAAUCUGUUAGGGAAGGCUUGGUAAGUAACUCUUUAUUUUCUCUGUGAUUUUGGCAAGAUCUAAAAUAUAUGGCCACCGUGUAAACGGAGAGGAGUUGCACGUAACAAUAUUUUAAAUGAGUAAUUUAUGCAUGGAUUUCUGCUGUUUCAAGAGAAAUGUAAUGUAAAUUAAAUUAUGCAAUGCCUGGUUCAUACUAUAAAAUAUUCUAUUAGUUUUUAACAUUGUGAAUAGUAGGUUUGCAAAAAUAUUUACGUGUGUGUAAUAUUUUUUAUAAAGAUGUUGAUAUUCGUA
Molecule: messenger RNA, 3834 nt
Organism: Hydractinia symbiolongicarpus
Lineage: Eukaryota; Metazoa; Cnidaria; Hydrozoa; Anthoathecata; Hydractiniidae
Product: pachytene checkpoint protein 2 homolog
Exons: 17
Coding region: 1474-2991 (505 amino acids)
Biological process (GO): meiotic recombination checkpoint signaling; reciprocal meiotic recombination
Cellular component (GO): chromosome; nucleus
Molecular function (GO): ATP hydrolysis activity; ATP binding
Source: RefSeq, a predicted model, not a curated record